AAGAAAAAUCCACCCCCUGAUGGGAGGGAACAUGGGGCAAAUCUCCAGCACACCUGCCUCUCCUUUAUCGGAUCGGGUGCAAAAUGACACCGGAACAAAAACGCACGAGUUCAGUUUUCCGACCGGACACUUUUAGCCAAACGCACAGGAACAAACCGGAAACGAGCGAGGAAGCCACGGACGACGGCAAGGGUCCCCCGCUCGGUUGCCGCGGUUCCAACGGCAAGGUCCACUGCGGGGCUGGACCUUCCGAGCCAGGACGCCUCUUCCCGCCGGGCCGGGUUCGCCUUCCCCGCGCGGCGGGUCCCCUCACCGGAGCCGAGCAGGCCCAAAAGGAGAAUGGCUCACAGCCAGGUGAGGAAGAGGUCCAAGUCCAGAAGCAGGAGCACCUCUCGGAGCAGACAAGACACGGAGAAGAGGAAGGAAAAGCGGAAGAGGAGCAAAGACUCCCAGGAGAGGAGGAGCCAGUCUCCAGCUCACAAGAGAGGCCCCGAGUCUCAAGGCCCCCGGAGGCUCUUGGACUCCUCCAAAGAAAGGAAAAAGAAAAAAAAGGAGAAGAAAAAGAGAAAAGUCAGUGCCUCCUCUUCCUCGGACAGCACAAGUUCCUCCUCUUCUUCCAGGUCUUCUUCCUCUGAGGAAGGGUCGAGCGACGGUGAGUCCAAACCCAAGAAGAAAAAGAAGAGCAAGAAGAAACUGGCCAAAGAGAAGAAGGAGGAGAGGAGGAAGAGGAGGAGGAAGAAGAAAGCCAAAAAGAAAGCAAGCAGAAAACUGAAGGAGAGGGCAAAAGAGGGAAAGCCAAAGGGGGAAGAGCUACCUGGCCCUUCCCUGGAACAGUGGCAGAAAGAGGCGCUGGUGGAACCUGGCCCAGCCCUGACUGACGAGCAGAAAUCCCGCAUCCAGGCAAUGAAGCCAAUGACGAAGGAGGAAUGGGAUGCACGGCAGAGCAUCAUAAGGAGAGUCGUUGAUCCUGAGACGGGAAGAACAAGGCUUAUUAAAGGAGACGGUGAAGUCCUAGAAGAGAUCGUUACUAAGGAGAGGCAUAAAGAAAUCAACAAGCAAGCAACCCGAGGAGACGGCCUUUCCUUCCAGAUGAAGACAGGGAUGCUGCAGCAAUAGGAUAGACCUGCGACACGCCAAAGACAGCUGCCUUCCCAGACACAGAGACUUUGCCAAAACUGGCUCACGUUCCCCUUGUACCAAUUGGAGCAUGUCUGGAGAGAAAGUGGGCCAAGCAAGAGGCUCCAACCUACAGCUGUUCCACAGACACAUUGCCUGAGGGUGUGAGUCUUCCUCUUGUCAGAGGCCUUCCCCUUUGAGAACUUGGUUUUGCAUGAUGCUCUCUGUUCACACCUUGACCCAGCAUCCAGCCCGUUCCCUUGGUCACAUUCUGAGUUUCUUCUUCCAAAGAAAUAGAAGACUGGGAGAAACAGGACAAAGGUCAAGGAGGGAUAAUAUCUGGAGGGCCUGACCAAAUAGGUACUAGAGAGAUCUGUCUUCACCCAGGAAGGUGGAUGCUUCAGAAUGGCUGCAGCUAAGCCCCGCAGAGGAUGGCGAGGGGGAAGCAAAUUCUGUCCUCCUCUCUCCUGCAGGAUGGGACACGUUACCAAGGUGAGGUCCCAUCAAAGAGAAGAGCAAGGGUGCAUCCAUGCCACGACUGAGACACUCAACGCCUGAAGCAUCCAAGAUUGGGACCCAGCCCCGGAGCUUGGCUCAUCAUUUAAAUCUGGCAAAACAGCAACCAUUUCGUAUCACUAGGCUUCAGCGUGCUUGUUGCAGAGCGGUAGGGGCCGGGUUGUUUUCUUGGGCUCAGACUUCAUCUCAGAAUAGCAGUAUUGGGAGUGGGGUGGGGUGGCUGUUCAGUUGGUGUGGAAUAUCCACCUGCAGUCCUGCCGGAACAGAGAAAGCGGUGCUAAUAUGUCAGAAAAUACAGCAGGCUCUCUGGGACUGCAGGGAAACUACGGUGAAUAUAGUUGCUCAGCGAUAUCAAAAUAUGCACUUUUUGUUGUGUACAUGGCAGGGGUAUGUGUGUGUUGCUUUUAGCUCUGGCCACCUGCCACCUUAAAGCAUCACAGCCUGACGCAGGCUGGCCCUCUUUGGACAACAUCCUUUGCCUCUUUCCGACUGGCUUUAUGUCAGCACAGCGAAGGCAUUUUAAGGCAGGAUGGAAAAGGCACAGAGCAGUGGGUGUGUGACCAGAUGAGUAUUUCUUGCUGGCCUAAGUGAACAUCCAGCAAAGGGCUGCAUUCCUUAUAUAGUUCCUGGAAGCAAAUAGCAGCCCCUUAGAAAAGCCCACUUCUGUUGUGCUUCUCUAGAAGGAUUUCUGGAAGGAUCUGGGUUCAGGCUGAGGCAGUGCCUAAAAAACGUGGCUCCUUUAGUGGUCUUCUGUGCAGGCACACUUUAGGACUACACAGAAGGACACAGUUAAACAAUGUUGCACUUACCUGUAACUGUUGUUCCUUGAGUGGUCUUCUGUGCAGGCACACAUUGGGACUGUGCUGGCCUGCACAAGCGCAGUCCCAACGUUGGGCUGCACAGAAGGACACAGAGGUAACCAGCAUGUCCAGGCCGUUUGCUAGCCAUGUCUCACCCCAAUUUCUCUGGCUCUCCAAUCUCCCUGCUUCCAAGGGCACAAUUCUGCUUAGCAGCCAAAGGAAGAUAAGCUAUUGUCACAGGGCAGGGAAUCAAGUUUGUCCUGCACACCAGUGUAACUCCAGUGUCCUCCUUUUAGGAACUUGAACACAAGGAUGCGUAUUUUUCGCUAUGUGAGCAUGAUUAUGCUUUAGGUCCUGAAUUCCAUAAGGAGCAUUUAGCCACCGAGUUGCUAGCAAAUGCAUGUCAGGGCUCUUUUGCACGUAUUCUUUGCAACACGAGCUUUCUGCAGUGGCCAAGCAUGAUUUAUAACGAUUAGGGACUUUUGCCCGUUUUCCAUAUGCACCAUCCCGUUUGGGCAGAACUCUUGCCUGAGCACACCUCUGGCGGUAGAAAGUGCCAUCAAGUUGCAGUCGAUUUAUGGUGACCCUGUAGGGUUUUCACGGCAAGAGAUGAACAGAGGCAACUUGCUCUUGCCUGCCUCCGUGUGUUUCCUCUUUCUUGGUGGUCUCCCAUCCAAGUACUUACCAGGGCUGACUCGGUUCUGCUUCCAAGACCAGACUAGCCUGGGCCAUUCAAGUUAGGGCAGGCAAACCAAUAAUAAACCAAAGGAAUGUAUGAACUAUCCUAGGGAGGAAGCAGCCUGUAAGAACUGAUUGUUUUCAAACCGGGCUCCUUUGGGAAUCAAACAAGGGUUACUUGCUUGUGUGAAUUUCAGAAUUGUCCUAUAAGGAGACUCCAGGCAGCUGACAAACUCCUUUCGCUUCCUCUCUCCAUAACAGACCCCUUGUGAGAUAGGUGGGGUUGAGAGAGUUCCGAAGGCCAAGGUCA
Sphaerodactylus townsendi is the source of this 3420-nucleotide messenger RNA. RefSeq names its product ADP ribosylation factor like GTPase 6 interacting protein 4 (gene ARL6IP4). The transcript has 6 exons. The record is from RefSeq and is a predicted model, not a curated record. Lineage: Eukaryota; Metazoa; Chordata; Lepidosauria; Squamata; Sphaerodactylidae. The coding region runs from base 340 to 1116 and encodes 258 amino acids.